AUGCAGUUCAUGUAUUUGUUCUUUGCUAUAUUAUUGGAGAUCCUUCUUAAUGUAAGACGGGUAAUACCUUUGUGUAUGAAAGAUAUAAAAUUUUUUCUUAAGGAAGCCAUGGUGUUUAAGUUUACAAACUUUGUAUGUUUGAGCUACAAUGAAUCCUGGUUCAUCUUUCAUAACUGCCGGCUGAAGGCAGUCAGUCGGGAUAAGGUGAUCUUAAACGUGAACGGAACAAUUCUGCAUCCGGCGUACUCCAUCAUGGUCCACGCUAAGGUAUUUAAAAAGGCUAAUGGAUAUAAGCCAUGGAUAAUUGAAACCAAAGUUGAUGUCUGUCGUUUUCUCAAGAAAAGUUAUGAUCCCAUCGCCAAACUAGUUUAUGGUCUCUUCAAAGAGUUUUCCAAUAUUAACCACACCUGUCCAUAUGUGGGUCUACAGGAUGUACGGGGCUUUUAUUUGAGGUAUGAAUUAGUAGGUCUUCCCGCUCCCAGCGGUGAUUACAUGCUGAUGAUGAGGUGGUAUUACCACAACAAGCUUACUUUUGACACAAAUGUUAGUUUUGUAUUCACCGAGGAUCUUCACGCUUGA
This is a messenger RNA of Drosophila bipectinata, 579 nucleotides long. RefSeq lists its product as uncharacterized. The record is from RefSeq and is a predicted model, not a curated record. Lineage: Eukaryota; Metazoa; Arthropoda; Insecta; Diptera; Drosophilidae.